Molecule: messenger RNA, 2472 nt
Organism: Paramisgurnus dabryanus
Lineage: Eukaryota; Metazoa; Chordata; Actinopteri; Cypriniformes; Cobitidae
Source: RefSeq, a predicted model, not a curated record
CAACCCACGAGGAAAUUCUUUAAACGUUUUUAUUGCUUAUCGGACUUAUUAUAAUCUUUAUUAAUAACUUUCAUUACAUUUUAGUGUUUGUUUUUAGUGUUUAUCUGGUUCGCUUUUGACAACGUACGCCCGUUUUUUAUUCACGGUCGAUAUUUCCGUUAAGCGUAUUUCUAAAGGAUUGUACGAGCGUUUCAAAACAUGUUUCCUGAAAGCAGCAAUUGCCUUGGCAAGUACAACUAUGAGGAUUGCCAGGCUACAGCAGACUGGCUUUUGUCUCAGACUGCCCUACGCCCUCUGGUGGGCAUAGUUUGUGGCUCUGGUUUGGGUGGACUGGCUGACAUGCUGAAAGAUCAGGUGGCCUUCAAUUACAGUGACAUCCCAAAUUUCCCACAGAGUACAGUGCACGGCCACGCAGGACGGCUGGUGUUUGGGACUUUGAAGGGGACGCCGUGUAUCUGCAUGCAGGGAAGAUUUCAUCUCUAUGAGGGAUAUCCCAUCCAGAAGAUUACUAUGCCAAUGCGAAUAUUCAAACUGCUGGGUGUGGAGACUGUGAUUCUUACCAAUGCUGCUGGAGGUCUGAACCAGGACUAUAAAGUGGGAGACAUCAUGAUCAUUAAGGAUCAUCUCAACAUGCCAGGAUUUGCUGGAAACAACCCUCUAGCAGGUCCCAAUGAUGAUAGAUUUGGCGUACGUUUUCCCUGCAUGUCCGAUGCAUAUGAUCGGGAGCUUCAGCAGCUAGCGAUGGAUGUGGGCACAGAGCUCGGUUAUAGUGACUUUCUGAAAGAGGGCGUGUACUGUGUUCUUGGCGGACCCUCAUUUGAGACUAUUGCAGAGUGUCGCAUGCUGCACAAGCUGGGAGCUGAUGCUGUUGGUAUGAGCACUGUCCAUGAAGUAAUAGUGGCACGUCACUGUGGUAUGCGGGUCUUUGCUCUGUCUUUGAUAACUAAUAAGGCAGUGAUGGAUUAUGACAGUGAGGAAAAAGCCAAUCAUGAGGAAGUUCUGCAUACAGGCAAACAAAGGGCGGAGCAACUCGAGAGGCUGGUGUCCACUAUGGUAACACGGCUAGAGCACAACAACAAUUAUGCAUAAAACUAUACUCCGUUUACAUCCAUCAUCAACCACAAACCAUGCCCUUGUGAAUCAACAAUAUAUGUGUAUAUAUUGGAUAAUAUAAUGUGAUAUAGGAAAUAAUACAUUUUCAUAUAUGGGAAUCUGGUGCUUAUAUUUUUCAGUAUUCUGCGAUAUAUGCAUGAACGAUGUAUGGGCAUAUAUUGAUACAUAUAAAAUAUAUAUUUAACAAUGCUACAAAAACAAUACUACAUAUGUACAGCAUGUAUUUAUUGAAGUAAAUUAAGCAAAAGUUAUUUUAAGCAAAAAGGCUAAAAACUUAUAAAUGCCAUAAGUUGUAAUGAGAUAUCUAAGCACCACCAAAUGUAAUUAGUUGUAAAGAUAUUUGCAAAAGCUGUUCAAAUGCUAAAUCACAACACUGCACAAACCAUAAGGCUAAAUCUAGCAUGUUACACAUGAUGACAUGUUCCAAGUUUGGUCUGAAUACGUUAAAGCGUUCCGGAGACAGCCUUACGUCUGUUUUCAUGAAUGCUAUGUAAAAUGUUCUAUGUUAUUCAGUUUUAUGUAUGUGCGUAUAUAUAUUCAUUAUAUAUUAUGUAUAGUUAUGUAUUGCAAGAUAUACAGCCAUGGAAAAAAUUAAGAGACCACUCCAGUUUUGACUCUAAUUAUCAUUUCUAGAUGUAUUGUGACCAUUUUACUCCAGUGUCUGUUGUAAAAGACUGAGAGCAUGACAAGACCCAUGAAAGAUGUGAAUAAAAAUCAGGGUUUUUAAAAAAUAUAUAUAUAUUUUCUAAAAUACAUGUAAAAACAUUAGCAUUUUGUGAAUUGAAUUUGAAUUUGACCGUGUUUUCUCUGCAGACGUCAGUGUUGGAUUUCAAUAUUAAGUUACUCCCCAAAAAAGUAACUAAUUGCGUUACUUAAUUACUUUUCAUGGAAAGUAAGGAUUGCGUUACUUUUAAGUUACUUUUGCGUUACUUUUUCUUACUUGGCUGAGGCUUGAUCUCUUUCAGGCCUUGCAGGUGUUUUUUAUGAUAGCAAAAAUGUGAAGCUCUGGCCUGCCAUUAUCGUUUCUGACUCAAAUUGUUUCCGCUCAGUCGCACAGAGUGCGUAAUUCUACGUUAAUAUGUUCAAUUUAAGUCAGUACAUUAUUUUAUUUUUAAAUUGAAUGAAUUAAACUGAAAGUAACUCACAUUACUUUUUUUAAAAAGUAACUCAAAUAUUAAUGUGUACAUUUAUAAAGUAGUGCCUUACUUUACUCGUUACGUCAUAAAAGUAAUAUUAUUACGUAAUGCACGUUACUUGUAAUGUGUUACCCCCAACACUGGCAGACGUUGCAUCUUUUUGUGUUAUUUUGACCAUGUUUUCCCCAUUUCAAUUGUCAGUAAAUAAAUACAAAUGAAAACA